ACCAACAUUAAUAAUUAACAAUAUAUAAACAGCUACAAUUUAGAGCCGUUUAGGAUGCUUAAAAAAAGAAGCUCACUAUCCUAUAUAAACUUAUAGGACUUAUUCUCCGAAACAUAAAAAGGCAGAUCAUUGGUUUCUUGGUCCCAGUGGUUUAGCAUUAAUACUAGCCGACAUUGUUGAAAGUACCUGGACGGAUAUUAUGGAUUUAUACACCCAGAUGAUGUUAAUGCUACUGGAUUCAAUGAUUAUUUAGUCAAAUCUAUGUAGAUAUUAGUUUAUAUGGGAUUAAUAUAUGAAAUGUGCAUGAUGCAAUAAUUAAUGAUUUACCAAGGACAAACAAUCAUGUUGAGGAGUACAAUAGUCGUUUGGAAAGUAAUUUUCCAAAACACCCACACAUUUAUCAUUUUAUUGAAUUGUUACGUGAUAAAUAUUUAUAUCGAAUAUUUAUUAGAAUUAUAUGGAGAACACGUGAAAGGAACAAUAACAAAUGCUGAACUGGCUAUUAAAUGUGGUAGAGCUGUUAAAACAACCCCAAUUAAAACAUGAUAUCUUCACGAAUAAUUGGUUUGUCUUGUGGGCGUAAUGGCAUUGAAGCUGUUUAUAUAUUGUUAAUUAUUAAUGUUGGUCUUUUUACAAAGUUUAUUAAAUAAAUUUAAAAGCCGAAUAAUUUAGCCUAUGCGUGCAUUUGAGGGACGAAUCGAGAAGGGACGAAUCAAGAAAAAAAUUUUAAGGGACGAAAUGAGAAGGGACGAAUUAAGAAUAAAAAUUUACGAGGGACGAAGUGAGAAAUCAAUUAGUGACGAAUCGAGAGGACACCCAUUUGUAGAUGCUUUCUAACUUUAUUCAUUAAAAUGAUGACAAACAGACUUGUAUCAUGCGGAACAGCCGCAGUCCAUACAUUUUAUAUUUUGGAACAUAUAGGACUGAAUUCUUGACUUUUCAGGAGGAUGCGCAGGUUAAAGUGACACUUAGGAGGUGCACACACUUAAAGUGAGGUUUUUCCCCCUUGGUGUAGUUGCAUCACAUUACUGUUCUGCUUUUAACAUCGGCAGAAAGACGUUAUUUAGCAUCGGUCAUCUCGGAAGAACACCGAAGAUCUUUACCUUCCAUGGAGAUGGGUUUUUAGUUAGAUGCAUGCAUACACCUCUGAAUGAUAACGCUUUGCGUGUAUUAAGUCUACAAAGUGCCUGUAUCGCAAUCCAUACAGGUCGAUCUUCUUACAAUCAGUUAAUUAUUGUGCUCGAAUCCAGAAGAUUUAGAAUCACGCACAAGUACAUGAAUCAUGCCAGCUUUCAAAAUUACUGGUUGAUCAUUUCCCAGCAGAAAUGUGUACCCUAUUCUGACGAAAAACUCUCCGGGCUUCAUUUACUCGGGUCUUGUUAACUUUUCACAUAUUUUAAAAAACUGCAGGUUCGUCUAUGUGGGGGUAAGCUGAAGGUCAGUCCGAAACAACGAAGAGCACUUACAGGAAAACAAGUUUUGAUGAAGUAAAUGUGUCUUUACGUCUGUUUCAGUAUUUUCUCACGAUGACCAUUUCAUUCACACUUGAGUUGCUUAUACUCAUGCUGCUGAUUAAUUCAAGUUUGACUUUGAUUUGCCAUGACUGUGACAAUUCGAAUUUGCCAUUUUUGAUAACAGCAGACAACGUUCCAAUGUUACAAAACUGUGCACCAGUAACGGAAGAAGAAGCAGGAAACCCCUGUGCAUUAUUGCUACUCUGGAGUACUAAUAUGAGUCUUAUAGAAGUUGGACCUAUCAAUGGACGGCAUGAAAUUGGCGAAAACAUUUGGCUGCUAACUCAGGUUGAGUUAGGCAAACUUCAACAAGGUUUUGUGUACGAAUGUGCUACCGAUUACUGUAAUGAUCCAAGUAAAUUAAAGCUGCUGAUACAGUCAGUUACAUUCAAAAAUUAUUAUGAGUCAAUAGUACCGUUGCUGAUAUCUGAUCAGGAACCAUUACCUGCCAUACAAUUGUGUUUGGAAUAUUCUAACUCGACAGAUGUAAACUUUAUUGAACCCUAUUGUUCAACGUCAGUUGAUUUAGAUGUUUGUACACAUUGUAGAACGGCAAUGGAAAUGAAUGUGUCAUCAACACAGAUGUGUAUGUGGUGUACGAAAUCAGGUUAUGAUAUUUUUUUUGAAGACAGAGUCGUAUAUGCAUUACACAAUCGAACACAAUUACGACAACACUUUAGUAUUCAAUGUUCAAAUAUAAAAGAUUGCAAUAGUUUUGAAAACAUUAAGCAAAUAGAAAAAUUUUAUUCAAUGGAAUUUGAUUUUGAUCGAUUUUUGGGUUCAUAUACAACAACGGCUUCAUCAACUGCCCCGGCUCUGUUUCCAAUAAUCUACUUCCUUCCGUUAAUCUUGCUGUCAUAA
Messenger RNA from Didymodactylos carnosus, 2375 nucleotides. The record is from the annotation of a GenBank genome assembly. NCBI's taxonomy places the organism in Eukaryota, Metazoa, Rotifera, Eurotatoria, Philodinida, Philodinidae.